AUGAAACCAGGAGUGCCUCAAAGUCCAGCCUGGUGGUGACUGACUAGUAGAUGAGCGUGGAGCCGGCAGCAAUGGGGCCUGGAGCUUCGGGAAAUGGGGUCAGCACUGCGACAGUUCCACGCUCAGCACCGGGUCCUGGAGGCAGCCUGCAUGCCUACGACAUUGCGGUCCUGGUCGUCUACUUUGUCUUUGUCAUUGGCGUGGGGAUCUGGUCGUCCAUCCGUGCCAGCCGAGGGACCAUUGGCGGCUACUUCCUGGCGGGAAGGUCCAUAAGCUGGUGGCCAAUCGGAGCAUCUCUGAUGUCCAGCAAUGUGGGCAGCGGUCUGUUCAUCGGCCUGGCUGGGACAGGGGCCGCUGGAGGCCUUGCUGUGGGUGGCUUUGAGUGGAAUGCAACCUGGCUGCUUCUGGCCCUCGGCUGGAUCUUCGUCCCCGUGUACAUCGCAGCCGGUGUGGUCACAAUGCCACAGUACCUGAAGAAGCGAUUCGGGGGCCAGAGGAUCCAGGUGUAUAUGUCUGUCCUUUCUCUCAUCCUCUACAUCUUCACCAAGAUUUCAACUGACAUCUUCUCUGGAGCCCUCUUCAUCCAGAUGGCUUUGGGCUGGAACCUUUACCUCUCCACUGUGAUCCUGCUGGUGGUGACGGCCGUCUAUACCAUCACAGGGGGCCUCACGGCCGUGAUCUACACAGACACUCUGCAGACGGUGAUCAUGGUGGGGGGAGCCCUGGUCCUCAUGUUUCUGGGCUUUCAAGAGGUGGGCUGGUACCCAGGCCUGGAGCAGAGGUACAGGCAGGCCAUCCCUAAUGUCACAGUCCCCAACACCACCUGUCACCUCCCCCGGCCCGACGCCUUCCACAUGCUCCGGGACCCUGUGAGCGGGGACAUCCCUUGGCCAGGCCUCAUUUUCGGGCUCACGGUGCUGGCCACGUGGUGCUGGUGCACCGACCAGGUCAUUGUGCAGAGGUCUCUCUCCGCCAAGAGUCUGUCCCACGCCAAGGGGGGCUCCGUGCUGGGGGGCUACCUGAAGAUCCUUCCCAUGUUCUUUAUCGUCAUGCCUGGCAUGAUCAGCCGGGCCCUGUACCCAGAUGAAGUGGGCUGCGUGGACCCUGACAUCUGCCAAAGAAUCUGCGGGGCCCGCGUGGGAUGCUCCAACAUUGCCUACCCCAAGCUGGUCAUGGCGCUCAUGCCCAUGGGUCUGCGGGGCCUGAUGAUCGCAGUGAUCAUGGCCGCCCUCAUGAGCUCACUCACCUCCAUCUUCAACAGCAGCAGUACCCUGUUUGCCAUUGACGUGUGGCAGCACUUCCGCAGACAGGCAACAGAGCAGGAGCUGAUGGUGGUGGGCAGAGUGUUUGUGGUGUUCCUCGUCGUCAUCAGCAUCCUCUGGGUCCCCAUCAUCCAAAGCUCCAACAGCGGGCAGCUCUUCGACUACAUCCAGUCUGUCACAAGCUACCUGGCCCCACCCAUCACUGCCCUCUUCCUGCUGGCCAUCUUCUGCAAGAGGGUCACAGAGCCUGGAGCCUUUUGGGGCCUCAUAUUUGGCCUGGCAGUGGGGCUUCUGCGCAUGACCCUGGAGUUCUCGUACCCAGCCCCAGCCUGUGGGGAGGCAGACCCGAGGCCGGCCGUGCUGAAAGACUUCCACUACCUCUACUUUGCACUCCUCCUCUGUGGGCUCACGGCCAUCGUCAUCGUCACUGUCAGCCUCUGCACAGCCCCCAUCCCUGAGGAAAAGCUCGCUCGCCUGACGUGGUGGACACGGCACGGCCCUCACUCUGAGCUGAAGAGGGAGGCGCGGGAGAGCACAGCAGGGACAGCGGACGUGCCAUCUGGGGAGGGUCCUACAGGGGCCGGAGGGACAGAGAACCCCAGGCACGGCCAGGAACAGCCUGCAGCCCCACGCAGGUCCUGGGGACAGCUGCUCUGGGGCUGGCUCUGCGGGCUGUCGUGGGCCCCGGAGCAAGCACUGAGCCCUGCAGAGAAGGCCGCGCUGGAGCAGAAACUGACCAGCAUCGAGGAGGAGCCGCUCUGGAGAAGCGUCUGCAACAUCAACGCCGUCCUCCUGCUGGCCGUCAACAUCUUCCUCUGGGGCUAUUUUGCGUGACUCAGCAGGCCUGGUAUCACCCAAGGCAUCAAGUCUCCAGGCCUCGAGGAACUUAGAGGCCAGCUGGAAAGAUGUGACUUGUUGGAGACAAGAGGAAUCAAGACGGGCUGCUGGGUGCUAUGAGCAAGCCCUGCAGAGGGGCAGCACGGUCAGCCUAGGAGGCCCCACAGCUGCACCUGUGCCCCCUCCCUCUGCCUGCCAGGCAUCUGGCUACUCUGGAAAACACCAUGACCUUGCCUGGGUGUCCCUCCUCCAGGAAGCUGCCCGAUACCCACAACUGGAUCAAAGUCCCAUUCCUGCUCACACAGCCUCUGGACCUGCUUCUGCGGCAGCACCGAUCACUGCGCUGUGAGGUUUGCCUCCAGAACCAGACUGAGCACUCCAAGGGGCAGGGACCAAGGACCGCAUCCCAAGUGACUUUGUACCCAGAAAGUAACAGGUGUUGCCUUGGUAACAGUAAACGUUGAAUUGGUAAUUCUCCAAAGUCCUGGUAGGCUUUGCAUUACAGCUGGCUGGGUGGUGAGCUUGGAAACCAGUGGUGGGGAGGAAUCUCCUUCAGUCGGAGUUUACACGCUGAGUCUCAGAUGUCUAGAACAUAAACCACAGCUUCGUCCCAUUGCCAAAGUCAUCCGUGAGAUUGUCCCUUCCUUUUUCUAUCUUCCUGUCUAGGCUGUCCCUAUUCUCAUGGGACCCUCUUUAAUGCUGCCUUGGAUCAUCAUUUUAUGCUAAUCACUCAUCAUAAUUGAAUACAAAUAAAAUUCUUGUUUUGACGGUUUAAAUACAUCUGAGUCUAUGCAUACCUCCUAUUG
Messenger RNA from Delphinapterus leucas (beluga whale), 2905 nucleotides. It is a transcript of the gene SLC5A9, whose product is annotated as solute carrier family 5 member 9. Gene Ontology annotation, cellular component: plasma membrane. Gene Ontology annotation, biological process: transmembrane transport. NCBI's taxonomy places the organism in Eukaryota, Metazoa, Chordata, Mammalia, Artiodactyla, Monodontidae. The record is from RefSeq and is a predicted model, not a curated record. Gene Ontology annotation, molecular function: D-glucose:sodium symporter activity.